AUGCGCAGUAAGCACGUGUCAUGCCCCUUAUAUGUAAACUGUGCAAAUGGCUACAAAAUCAAGAAGUGACCUUGAUGCUCUGGUGGUCCAGGUGGAAGGAUUGAAUCUAGAGGAGAACAAAGCUGGCUCAGGGGCUUAUGGCUGUGUCUUUAGAGUGACGGUGAAUGGAAGAGACUGCAUUGCUAAGAAGCUGCAUCACAUAUUGCUCCAAGAGCAAUCCCUUGGACAGAGGGAGAGGAUUGUGACCAAGUUCAGAAAUGAAUGUCGUAUUCUGAGUGUUUUACAUCACCCCAACAUAGUCGGUUUCGUUGGAGUCCAUUACGGCCGCGAUAAGAACGACAUCAGUCUAAUAAUGGAGAGGCUUCAUUCCGACUUGGCUAAAUUCCUUGAAACCCAUCGAGACACGAAUAUCGCCACUAGAAUCCAUAUCCUGUAUGAUGUAUCCAAAGGCCUUCGCUAUCUCCACUCUCUGACCCCUCCCCUCAUCCAUCGUGACCUCACUGCUCCCAACAUCUUGCUCACUGAGGACCUCACUGCCAAGAUCGGAGACCUGGGUGUCUCCAGGUAUGUUGACCUAGACAGAUUGACUCAUAUACUGACAAGCGUCCCAGGAAAUCCAAAAUACAUGCCUCCCGAGUGUCAUGACGAACAGCCCACCUACACUACCAAGCUGGACAUCUUCUCAUUCGGUCAUCUCAUAAUUCACACUGUUAUCGGUGAUUUCCCUAAAGUCUCGUACUUAACUCACGAUGCUAUUAAGUACGUGGAUGAUGGAAAGGUGGAGCUCAUGCGUCGAAGCACUGCUGUCCAUGGUGACAAAAUGGGGGAGAAACACGCUCUUUAUCCUCUUGUUGUUAGCUGCCUCCAUGACCGACCUCAACAGAGACCAUCAGUUGACGAAGUGAUUGUCUCACUCAGAAAGCUGUGUCUACAGCAGCCCAGGAUGGCAUUUCUGGAAGCUUGUAAGACGGGUGAUGUGGGUGUGGUUCUGGAGCUACUGGAGUGUGGGGCUGAUCCCAAUCAGGCAGACGAGGCCACGGGAAUACUGCAAUAUGUCCGUUGGUUGAUCUCUGUUCCUCAGAAUGGUGCUACUGCUCUUUACUGGGCCAGUAGGAAUGGACAUGAUGAGAUAGUGAGGGUCCUCUUAGCAGCCAAGGCUACAGUCAACACUCAGACAAAGUCGGGACAGACCCCUCUUUGGGUAGCCAGUUUCUAUGGUCACCAGAAAUGUAUGGAGCUCCUAAUCGAUGCUGGGGCCAAUGUUGAUGUACCCAAAGAGGAUGGAUUCACUGCAUUGAUUGCAGCUGCUCAGGAGGGUCAUGCGAGGGCAGUGGAAAUAUUAAUUGCUGCAAAAGCUAGAGUUGACGUUCCACAGAAGAACGGAGCCACAGCAUUGUACAUGGCCAGUCAGGACGGUCAUUGUGGAGUUGUUAGAAUGUUGUUGGAGGCCAAGGCUGACGUUAAAAUCAAAACUAAUGACGGACGUACUGCCUAUGAUGUGGCUAGUAGGAAUGGACACACUCAAGUGUGUGAACUACUACACUGACUCUGUACCUUAUUAACUGUACUGUUACCAUGGCAGCUAGCCUCCGAUAGAUACGUUGAUUGCAAAUUUAUACACUACAUCAUUUUGUCUUAUAAUUAAUUUUUUUCUAUAUACGGUUUCUCAUGUAUUUCACCAAGUUACAUUCUGAUCAUGUAAAACUUGAAAGUUAA
Molecule: messenger RNA, 1716 nt
Organism: Halichondria panicea
Lineage: Eukaryota; Metazoa; Porifera; Demospongiae; Suberitida; Halichondriidae
Product: ankyrin repeat and protein kinase domain-containing protein 1-like
Exons: 7
Coding region: 47-1546 (499 amino acids)
Biological process (GO): protein phosphorylation
Molecular function (GO): protein kinase activity; protein binding; ATP binding
Source: RefSeq, a predicted model, not a curated record